AUGAGCUCGUUAGAGGAUUUAGUGGCAGCACUUAACAAUUCCUUAACCCCACACAGUUCUCCUCCAGUUGAAGCUCAUGUCGAAUGUACCGCUUCAUCUUUUGGCAUAACUUUGAUAGGAAAUAUCGCCCAAAAGUUACAAUGGACAGAUGAGCAAAUUAAACUUUCAGAUACAUUAUUUACAACUACCUUUUUCUCACUAGCAACUGUAAAUGGCCUCGUCACAGCGCAAGUUGAACAGUCCGAUAUUCCACAGCUUGUUUUUACAACAUCAGCACUUAUUACAUAUAUUGAAUAUCUUACAUAUAUGCUAAAUACCAUACCCCUCUUUUCCAAUGAGGUACAAAAACAAGUCGAAUUAGCUGUUCAAAACCAGAUUGAUCCUAACGCGUUUAUUCAAAGUGUUACAGCAUUACAUGAGUUCGCUCAACUCACUCAAUAUGUUGUUGUUCACUACGACAACGAAAUACCAUUGACAAAAAACGCAGUUCAAGUUCCUUUACUUGGAGAACAAAUAAAUGCAGUCAUUUCUGCAAUCAUUCAACUAUACAAUCUUGCCGGAGCAAUUUAUACUGAUAUAUCUAAGCAAAUUGAUCCAACAUUAGAUUAUCAGCAGUUUAUUCAGCUCUACAGCCAAGUUCUCCAGGUGAUUCCUGCUCUCAUUACGAUGAUAACACAGAUCAAAGAUUCUCUUAACCAGACUGUCAUUCAAAUUUAUCCAGAACCUGAAUAUAAUGAUUUUCAAUUAUAUCUCAAAGCAUUCACAAAGAGUUCGGCAAUGUUAUACCUAUUGUCCUCUAUCAUUGGAAUGUACAAUCAGGACAGUUUUCAUAUUACAUUAAGUGUUCUCAAGAUUUUAGCUGAGCAACUACAUGUAAUCGACGCAAAAAUCACAAGAAUGCUUAGAUUCAGAGGUAAUUUCGAGCUCACUGUUAAGGAAAUCCGCCAAGCCUAUCAAACAAUGUCCGAAAUCUUCAAACCACUGCUUGAGAACCUUGUAACAACGUUACCAUUAGUACCUACUGGAUAUCGCAGUUCUGCUGAAAAAGCAAUUGUUGAAAGUUUCCAACACGUUCAGAAAUCUUUCAAUGAAUUCAACGGAAGAUUCGAGAAUCUCUUGGCUGCGAUCAGAAAAGAUAGAAGAUUCUCGUUAUUCCAGAACAUCGAUGUUAUUCUUAACAGCCCUGUUACAGCUCAAGCUCAGAAUUUAAUUCAAAACUGCGUUUUCCUUGCUCAACAAAUGCUUAGAGAUAACGCAAGUCUACCAGAAAUUACACAAACUGUACAAGAAAUUUCUGCAAGUUACCCUCAAUUUUUGACAUAUUUCAAUCAAAUCAUUUCUGAUGCAUUAGAAUUAACAAACAAAGAGCGCUGGGUAAAGCAACGCGACUAUAUAGCACUUACACUUAAUGAUUUCAUCAAUACAUUCCAGAUUUUCUCAGCAAAUCAAGAAAAUAUUUUAUUCAGAUUUUUAACAGCUGCUUAUGCAGCCAGAUUUGCUGCUUCUUUCUUAAUGAUGGAUAUCCAUCCAAUAAUUACAAUGCAAUUGCAAGUAAUGAGACAAAUUUUGAUAUCUGGAAUAAUUUUGUUAUUCAAAUCAACUGCGAAGACAAUUUUCGAUUUGUUAUCUCAUGUUAACCAGGUUUCUUCUGUUCUUUCUCAAGAAUCAAAACAAAAAUUUGAUAUAAUUUUCCCUGUUGCUUUCCAAACAUUCCAAGAUGCAGCAACAAAGAUCAUAUCAAUCAAUAAUGAAAACGAUACAGAAGCAUUCGCAAAUUGUCUUAAUGAAACUGAUAAAAUUUUAUUAAUCUUCAAAGCACUUAUUUCUAUCAUUGAAAGCUGCCAAGAUCAAAACAUUGCUUCAGCAAAUACUCUUCUCUCCAGUUUCGAGAACGCUUUAUCAACUUUGACCAGGAUAUUCAGAAUUUUACUUCAAAUCGGAAUUACUAAUGAUGCGAAGUCAUUUAACUUCAUCAUGAGUCCAUACAUCGAUAUAUUGUCUACUUUGUACAAAUUACAAAGCGAUUCGAUUUAUGAAAGAUAUCUCAAACUUAAAAAGCCAUUGGAAGAGAAUCUCGACAAGAUUAAGGAUGUAUUAGAUGAUGAACCUCCAUUUGGUUCAUUUGAUCCUGAUUUUUGUUCAAAUAUUUUCACUCAUUUUGGAAAUGCGGCAAAUUCUUCCUUUAACUUAACAAAGGAGAUCCCCGCAUCGAUAAAAUCAGGAAAUUACAACAGUUAUCUUGAAAAAUACUAUAAUUUAUUGGCAAAUUGCAUCCAAAGUUACACAACAAACGCAAAUUACCAAAAAACAAUCAAUGUUAAUUAUGUUUGCAGCAUCAAUGGUGUUUCUGGCUUCAAAUUGAAGGAAUGUUGUACAUCAAUCAGUCAAAAAUUAAAUGAACUUGUUCAGAAGCUCCAAACAGAUCCACAGACAACACCAAGUCUUGCAAUACUUAUCUCCAAAGAUCUAUAUGAUAUUCCUGUGAUUUUGGCAAAAGAAUCAAAUUCAGAUAAACUCAAACCGAAAUCAUUAUCGUUAAACAACCUUGUUACUAGUUAUGCAUGUGGUGACCAAACAAUCAUACAGAAACUGGUUGAAACAAUACAAGAUAUCAGUAAUUCUGUAAAUCCUUUGAUUCAACUCAGUGAACAACUCAUUAAACAGAUCUCAGAGACACAGAAACCAAAGGAAGAACCAAAACCACAAGAAAAACCUCCAGAAAUACAAAAAGAAGUUAAGCCCGUAAAAAGUGACAAAGAAAUUAAUUUUGAUGAAAUUUCUGAUUCAGAUAUCAGUGACAAUGUUAUUGAACUUAAUGAGGAAGUCACAGGAAUCAUCAGCAAAGUUGUCAGUGAUGUUAAGAAGUUAAAUCAGAAUGAUAUGAAUGAAUUAAUUUCUGAAUUACAAGAUCUUCGAAAGAAAUCGAUGAAAUUGACAUCAUUGACAUUAGUUGCUGCUAAGAGACGCUCAGUUAUGUUAAAUAAAGAUGAUGUUGAUAAAUAUUCCAAGGAGAUUUCGAAAUUGGUUGAGAAUUUGAAUAAUUUAGAGAAAAUUUCAAAAGAUUCUCUUCAACAAUCGAACAAAACAACUUCAUAUCGCAAUGUUAUUAAGCUACAAAGAGAAAUAAUAAUAAAUAUCUCAACAAUUGCGAUGUUUUGUGACAAAUUUGCUGAAAUUCCACAAAAUUCAGAACAAAACCAUGUGACAAAAUGCUUAUUAUUGAUGUUAUAUAUCAUAACACAAGAUAAACAGAAGUCUAUUGAUGUUUUGAAGCAGUUUUCAUUGAAGAAAGUCACAGAAAAAGAAGAUUUAGAUUUAAUCACCGGAAAACUCUCAGAAUUAGAGAAGGAAUUAUCAACAGAUGAUAUAUUAUCACAAAUUAACCAUGUAAUUGAUAUCAAACAAUCAAUUGAUAGUUCAUUAUCUGAAGAUAUCAAAUCUCAACCAGAAAUCAUCAUCAAACUUCCAUUUAGAUUCAAUGUCACGACUAAUAAGUCAUAUCAACCACGUCAUGUUGCAGAAAUCAAGAAAGAAAUCGAUAAUUGCUAUAAUUUACAUGAAAUUUCUCUAAAUAAGUUGAAUGAAGUACUAAAUAAUAGAAAAUCUACACCAGAAUCGAUCUUUUCUGCACUUAAAGAGUACCAUGACUCAUCAAACAAGUUAUUAAUUAAUACAGAUUUGAUGAGAAACUCAACAUGGAAUCCAAACUGUCAGAACAAGCUCCAGACAUGUUAUAACAACUUAGUAGCUGCAGGAGAUAACGCAAUCGAUGCUUGCAGAGCCAGAUUACUUGCAGACGAGAAAUGGAAGGAAACAAUUCAAAAAUUCACUGAAAAUGCAAAAGAUUGUUCCCAAAAAAUCAUCACAGCAUCACAAGAAUCUCUUGAUGCAGUCCAACAAGACUUAUCCAGCACAAACGAAGCAGAAAAAGAACUGAUGAUCGCAGCACAAAACAUCCAGAAAUCACAGUCAAGACUGAUGUCAUUCAAAUCACAAGCGGAAGAUCAAAGGACACAGAAAGGAGACAGUUACAUCGGUGUCGAAAUCAUCGAUGUUUCCGCUCCAAUUCUCAAUACUUCUGCAAAACUAAUUGAAGCAGCACAAGCACAGAUGAAGUAUUGUUUGUCGAGAAAACCAAACUUAGAUAACCAGACAGGAAUGAUAAACACAGCGAGAAAUUUAGUUGAUUCUUUGGAUCUCAUAAUUGUUGCUGCAGAAGCAAUUGUUAAAAGCAAAAAAGAUGCAAUCAACAAAGUUUUGGCUGCUUGCAACAUCAUCUCAUCAUCAAUUGCGCACUUCCAAGCUGAAUGUCGUCAGAAAGAAGGUUCUCCUGAGUUAAAUGACGUAAUACAGAAGAUAACUGACCAGAUCCAAGAGACAAUCGGCCACGUCAGGAAUUUCGGAGAAACAGCACAGAGAAAGGAAACAGAAGAAUUGACAAAAGAUGUCAAACAACCAACAAAAGCUUUGAACAAAAUGGUCGAGAAACUCAACGCAGAAGCAAAGGUUAUCGAAGCCAAAAGAGCUCUCGAGGAAGCUGAAAACAAGCUCAAACAGAUAAGACAAAAGAAAUAA
Trichomonas vaginalis G3 is the source of this 4575-nucleotide messenger RNA. Its product is annotated as I/LWEQ domain family. NCBI's taxonomy places the organism in Eukaryota, Parabasalia, Trichomonadida, Trichomonadidae. Gene Ontology annotation, molecular function: actin binding. The transcript has a single exon. The record is from RefSeq and is a predicted model, not a curated record. The coding region runs from base 1 to 4575 and encodes 1524 amino acids.